GUCUGCCCCUCCUUCCUUCCUCCAAAGAAUACCUGCCCGCUUGACUGUUUUCUUUCCUCUCCUCUGCUCCCAAUAAAAACUCCACCAACCCAGGAUAAAUAAAAGACUAGCAAGAGAUAGAUAACUUGUUCUACUCCAUUGCUUUGGCUUCUUUCCACAGUCUUCUCUCCACGGCUGUCUUCCUUCCUCUCCUCUGCUAGUGAUAAAAACUCCGCGAUCCAAAGAGAGAGAAGACUCGGAAGAGAGAGAGAGCUUCUUUUCCUUCUCUAUGGGUUUGACUUCUUUCAAGUGCCUUCUCCUUCUCGUACUCUCUCUUCUUCUCCACCCAGGGACUAUCUGGGGCAAUGCAGAGCUGAGAGCGCUCAUGGAGGUGAAAACGGCGUUGGACCCGGAGGGGCGGAUCCUGAGUACGUGGACGAGCGAUGGAGACCCGUGCGGGGGGAGCUUCGAGGGCGUGGCGUGCAACGAGCACGGGAAGGUGGCCAACAUCUCGCUCCAGGGAAAGGGCCUCGCUGGCUCCAUCUCGCCGGCGGUGGCGGAUCUCCGGUGCCUCUCUGGACUCUACCUCCACUACAAUGCGCUCUCCGGGAAGAUACCCAGAGAAAUCGCCAAACUGAACGAGCUUAGCGACCUCUACCUCGACGUUAACAACCUCUCCGGCGGUAUUCCUGAGGAAAUCGGCAACAUGGCCAGUCUCCAAGUUCUGCAGCUUUGUUGUAACCAGUUGACUGGGAGUAUACCCACCCAACUGGGGCUUUUAAAGAAGCUUACUGUUCUUGCCCUGCAGUCGAAUCACUUAACUGGUGCAAUCCCUGCAUGCUUAGGGGAUUUAACUCAGUUGAUGCGGUUGGAUUUAAGCUUUAACCAGCUUUUUGGUUCAAUCCCUGUUAAGCUAGCUCAACUCUCCCAGUUGGUAGCAUUUGAUGUUAGGAACAAUACACUAUCUGGCAGUGUUCCUUCUGAUUUAAAGAGACUGGAUGAUGGAUUUCAGUAUUGGAAUAAUGCUGAUCUUUGUGGAGAUGGAUUCCCUUCUCUGAGAGUUUGCACUUCUUCUGAUCUCCUUAAUCCUCAUAGGCCUGAACCCUAUGGUGCUGGUAUACUUCCACAGGACAAUCCUCAGUCAGCUAAUCUCAAUGUGCACUGCAACAAUACCCACUGCUCCCACUCUUCAAAAUCAGCUGUAGCAAUUGUUGUUGCCAUUGCUGCAGUUGUGUUUGGAGGAACAAUUUCCAGCCUUUUGGCCUUUUCCUGGUAUCGACGCAGGAAGCAAAAGAUUGGCAGUCCAUUGGAGGUCUCAGAUAGAUGGCUUAGCAUCGAUCAGACCAAGGACUUCUACCGAAGGAGUUCUUCUCCCCUCAUUAGCCUUGAGUACUCUAAUGGGUGGGAUCCUUUGGCUGAUGCAAAGAGUGGCAUUGGGUUCUCUCAGGAGGUUUUGCAGAGCUUUAGGUUCAAUUUGGAGGAGGUAGAGUGUGCGACUCAGUACUUCUCAGAGGUUAACUUGCUUGGGAAAAAGGCCCACUUUGCUGCAACUUAUAAAGGGAUCCUGCGAGAUGGGACCAUGGUGGCAGUGAAGAGAAUUAGCAAGACAAGCUGUAAAUCGGAAGAGGCUGAGUUCCUUAUGGGGUUAAAGCUACUGACUUCACUGAGACAUGAAAAUCUUGUUGGGCUGAGAGGAUUUUGCUGUUCGAGGGGAAGGGGAGAAUGCUUCCUUGUGUACAAUUUUGUUGCUAAUGGAAGCUUGUCACGGUAUCUGGAUGCGAAGGGUGAUGAAAAUAGCCAGAUUCUAGAUUGGCCCACAAGAGUUUCUAUCACCAAAGGCAUUGCCAAAGGCAUUGAAUAUUUGCACAGCAACAAGACAAACAAGCCCUCUCUGAUUCACCAAAGCAUAUCGGCAGAGAGAGUCCUUAUUGACAGUCAUUUUAAUCCUUUACUCUCUGACUCCGGCUUGUACAAGCUAUUGGCCGAUGAUGUUGUCUUUUCGACCCUGAAAGCCAGUGCUGCCAUGGGUUACUUGGCCCCCGAAUAUGCUACUGUUGGCCGGUUUACCGAGAAGAGUGAUGUUUAUGCCUUUGGGAUCAUUGUGUUUCAGAUUUUAACAGGGAAGAGGACCACUCACUUACGAGUGGGAACUGAACCUGGAAACCUUGAAGACCUCAUUGAUGAGAAUCUAAAGGGAAACUUCUCCAAGCCAGAGGCAGCUAAAUUGGCUAGCAUUGCUUUACUUUGCACGAAUGAAGCUCCAAACCAGAGGCCAACAAUGGAGGCUAUCCUUCAAGAGUUGAAUAGCAGCCAAUAAAAGUGGAUUGUUCAUGUCAAAUUUUCUUGACAAAGAAUCCAAUUCCUUGGCUCAAGGACCCAUUUAAAGCAAUAGCUUGGUGAGAAAGGGGAAUGUGUUUACUGAUGCAGAACCAUCUGGGUGCUCUUUACUCAGGAUUUGAAUCUUGUAAUGUAUUUUGUCUGACUGGGCUUAACCCUUACAGCGGGUAGGUGCAUGUGAUCUCUUCUGUCUCUUGAGAGAAGAGAGAGGAAGCAGAUGAAACCAGCUGUUGUAACUUUUUCUUUCCUUUAAUCCUUGUGUCAGAGUAAUGUCUGUGUAGACUGUGGGAUGACUCCAUUAGAAAGAGCCAAGCGCUUUGGGCAA
Elaeis guineensis (African oil palm) is the source of this 2641-nucleotide messenger RNA. RefSeq names its product cysteine-rich receptor-like protein kinase 21. The record is from RefSeq and is a predicted model, not a curated record. Gene Ontology annotation, molecular function: receptor serine/threonine kinase binding; protein kinase activity; ATP binding. Gene Ontology annotation, biological process: protein phosphorylation. NCBI's taxonomy places the organism in Eukaryota, Viridiplantae, Streptophyta, Magnoliopsida, Arecales, Arecaceae.